This is a messenger RNA of Penicillium roqueforti, 540 nucleotides long. RefSeq lists its product as uncharacterized. NCBI's taxonomy places the organism in Eukaryota, Fungi, Ascomycota, Eurotiomycetes, Eurotiales, Aspergillaceae. The coding region runs from base 1 to 540 and encodes 179 amino acids. The record is from RefSeq and is a predicted model, not a curated record. The transcript has 2 exons.
AUGUACGACUCCUAUCGUCCCCACCCUCUCCUUGCCCAGGUCCCACUGACCGUUUCACCCUUCAUCAACCUCCCCACCUCCGUCACAUUACCCUACACGUACAAAUCUGUUCCCUCGUCUCUACCCCCGUCAGUGACAAUCGAUCCAAACAGCCCGGAUGGUAAGGCCCGGUAUGUCGUCUCCCCAAGCGGUGAGCACGCAGCUCAUCCAGACGAUGUCCUCGCCGCAUGCCACUCCCUCGAACAACAUUUGAAUCAGGCUCGCGCCAACGCGGAGCAAGCGAUCAACACAUGGAAAGAGGCUAUAAAACAACGCGAGCUAGCGGAAAAGAGACGCCUCGCUCCUGGGUGGCUCGACCGCGAGGAAAAGCUCCUUCAGCCUAGCCGGACCAAUACCUCCCCUGACGCAAAUGGCGAUGCCCCUACAAGCCUUUUGGAUAGUUCUUCCCCUGACCAGGGCUCUUCGCAGUUACCGACUAUGGUUCCGCACAACGAUGGGGAGGAGCUAGAUAGGGCGUUCGGUGGUCUAGGUGUGAAAUGA